This is a messenger RNA of Didymella exigua CBS 183.55, 1149 nucleotides long. RefSeq names its product carbon-nitrogen hydrolase. Bases 227 to 1135 code for a protein of 302 amino acids. Gene Ontology annotation, cellular component: mitochondrion. Lineage: Eukaryota; Fungi; Ascomycota; Dothideomycetes; Pleosporales; Didymellaceae. Gene Ontology annotation, molecular function: omega-amidase activity. The record is from RefSeq and is a predicted model, not a curated record. The transcript is spliced from 2 exons. Gene Ontology annotation, biological process: oxaloacetate metabolic process; L-glutamine metabolic process.
AAUUAAUUGUACAUUUCAAUAAUAAUCGAACAAACAUUCGAUGUAGGCAACAUGUGCUCUAGCCCAUGUCGAAGAGUUGAGUUGGACAUCGGCCUAACCCCGCGGUACUCCAACAGCUACCCCAACAGCUCCAUCACAAGUUCAUAGCUUCAUAAAGUAUCCGCCCAACUCUCGGCUUUCCUCUUCCUCCUUCCCAUCUAUCGCGCAAUUCGCUUCCACAGCCGAAAUGUCGCAACUCCUCAAAAAGUCGCUCAAGCUCGCACUCGUUCAGCUGGCAUCCGGCGCAGACAAGACGGCGAACCUGCACAACGCGCGCGCAAAGGUCUUGGAAGCAGCGAAACAAGGUGCCAACCUGGUCGUCCUCCCCGAAUGCUUCAACUCGCCAUACGGCACAAAGUACUUCGACAAGUACGCCGAGACGCUGCAGCCAUCGCCCCCGUCCGCCGACGCAUCACCGACCUUCCAUGAGCUGAGCAAGCUCGCAAAAGAAGCAAACGUCUAUCUCGUCGGCGGCAGCAUACCCGAGCGCGACGACAAAGACACAAAGAAACUUUACAACACAAGCCUCACCUUCUCGCCCUCGGGCGACCUGAUCGCCACGCACCGAAAAGUGCACCUCUUCGACAUUGACAUCCCGGGCAAGAUCAAGUUCGUCGAGUCCGAGGUGCUCAGCCCAGGGAACAAGAUAACCAUCGUGGAUCUGCCCGAGUACGGGAAAGUCGGCAUCGCGAUUUGCUACGAUAUACGGUUUCCCGAGCUGGCGACGAUUGCUGCGAGGAAGGGCGCGUUCCUGUUGCUGUACCCCGGUGCGUUCAAUUUGACGACGGGCGCGCUACAUUGGGAGCUAUUGGCUAGGGCAAGGGCGACAGACAAUCAGGUCUACGUAGGACUGUGCAGUCCGGCGAGGGACAUGAAGGCCGACUACAACGCGUGGGGACACAGCAUGGUCGUUGACCCGAACGCGCACAUUUUGCAGCAACUGGACGAGAAGGAGGGCAUCGUCAUUCAGGAGCUGGAGGCUGGCAACAUUGAAAACACACGGAAGGGCAUUCCCCUGUACACACAAAGGCGGUUCGACGUAUACCCAGAUGUCAGCGAAGGUGGAAGGUUUAAGGAGUACCGUGGAUCUACAUAAUCACAAUUCAUCGU